Molecule: messenger RNA, 2111 nt
Organism: Pseudoliparis swirei
Lineage: Eukaryota; Metazoa; Chordata; Actinopteri; Perciformes; Liparidae
Gene: bcl2l1
Product: BCL2 like 1
Exons: 5
Coding region: 1049-1810 (253 amino acids)
Biological process (GO): negative regulation of intrinsic apoptotic signaling pathway; intrinsic apoptotic signaling pathway in response to DNA damage; extrinsic apoptotic signaling pathway in absence of ligand
Cellular component (GO): mitochondrial outer membrane
Molecular function (GO): protein heterodimerization activity; protein homodimerization activity
Source: RefSeq, a predicted model, not a curated record
UUCGGCUCGGAACCCGGUGGUCGUGACAGGAGCGGGGACUGGCCCCCGUGCUGCCUUCAGGGGUCCAAACCGGUUCUCUUGUGCGGAAAUAUAAAAUGAUCCAAAGUGUGCCUCGGAUUGUAAAGUGAGUGGACUGCGGCAGCUGGGCGGCAACACGGGACAAGCGCGUUAAUAAUAGCGUUUACGUGUUUUAGUUUGCGUAAUACUCAUAUUUAAAAAGCCUCUCGCGUGUAUAGAGUGAACAAAGAGUGACUUGCACGCAUGCAUCCCCCACCGGGAAUGUACACACACGAGAAGAGUUAUCGUUGUGUGCAUCUGUUUCCACGACGAGGGCUCCGUGUAGCUCGUGGUGGCGUAUGUGUCUCUGAGUCCAUCACUAUAUGGAGUAGUAUCCUGAGUGCAGUCCAGAAAGGGGUUAACAAACCCAGCAAACACGGAUUCGUGGCGAUGUGAACUCCUCCGUGACGGCGUCGUGUUGCGUAACAGUGGGCUGGGCGUGCAGAGAGAGGAGGGGGCGAGGACCGCGCAGGAUGCGUGCCAACAGGCACACAGAGUGACUGUUGGUCUCCAGGCUCUGACAGCGUGCACACGGGCAGACCUGAUCCACACGAGGGGCGAUCCGAGGAGGGGGACCCCGUCUUCAUGCACUGCUGCUGCUGGUCCUCCUUCACUGACCCGCAGCAACAUCUACCGUCACAUGACCUGUGAUGUCAGACUAAAAGUGUUGGACCCAGUGAUGUGAGGCCAGCAGGGAGGCGUGUCCACCGCCAUCCGGCGCCGCUAAUGAGCCGACGAAAGUCGGCUUUGUGUCGAGAUUCAAGGGCGUUGCGCCACUGUGACGGAGCCAGAGAGCCCGGAGAAAAACAAGGGCCUGAGCUGAUUGGUCAGCCGUGUGCAGGUUUUGGUGUCCAGCCCCCGCGUGUCCUCUGGACGUCGGUGGGCCGCGGUGGUCUGAGGUGAGAAGCCGGCACAGCGUUCCCUCUUCACGCGGCGAGGCUCCACCGACAGAGCGGCGGCGGCUAAAGGAAAACGCAUCUUCAAAGGCAACAUGACGGAGAACAGGGAGCUGGUGGUGUUCUACAUCAACUAUAAGCUCUCCCAGAGGAACUACCCCCUCGCCCACAUGGGCCUCACAGAGCCUCUGAACAGGACCGACGGGGGGGUGGUGGGGUCGGGCGAGGAGCAGCGGGGGGCGGAGACGCACGGCAACGGGACUUUCAACGGCACGAGUCCCGGCACCCCGCCGGCGGCGGCGGCGUCCCCCCCUCCGCGACCGCAGCGGUUGCCGUCGACGACGACGAACCUGGACGCGGUGAAGGAGGCGCUGCGGGACUCGGCCAACGAGUUCGAGCUGCGCUACGCCCGCGCCUUCAGCGACCUGCACAACCAGCUGCACAUCACGCCGGCCACGGCCUACCAGAGCUUCGAGAACGUGAUGGACGAGGUGUUCCGCGACGGGGUCAACUGGGGUCGCAUCGUGGGCCUGUUCGCCUUCGGCGGCGCGCUGUGCGUGGAGUGCGUGGAGAAGGAGAUGAGUCCGCUGGUGGGGCGCAUCAUCGAGUGGAUGACGGUCUACCUGGACAACCACAUUCAGCCCUGGAUCCAGACCCAGGGAGGAUGGGGCCACACGCAAUGGAAGAGGAACUUCUGCCACAUGCAACGUGUUGAAGUGACGCCAUUAGACCGGACGCUCCAGGCAUCAGCCGGUGGAUCUAUAAUGAGCGCUUCGCCGAGAUCUUCGGGCAGGACGCGGCGGCGGAGAGCAGGAAGUCCCAGGAGAGCUUCAAGAGGUGGCUGCUGGCCGGCGUGACGCUGGUGACCGGCGUGGUGGUCGGGUCGCUCUUCGCCCAGAAGCGGUUGUGAGAGGGGGCGGCCACACACACAGGCCACGCCCCCUCUCCACCCGCCACCCUCAGCCCACCACGGAAGUUGAAAUCGAGGUCUCGUCAGAACUGAUGAUGAUGAUGAUGUUUACUCCCCCCCCCCCCCCCCAGUGGACUAAGGAUCUUCGCAUGUUGUUGGAACUUUUGAGAAAAAGACGAAGCUGAGGAAGAAGAGCGACUCGUGUUCAAGUCAUUCACCUCCAUGACUGAUGUGAGGCAACACAGACC